This is a messenger RNA of Aspergillus caelatus, 1264 nucleotides long. Its product is annotated as thioesterase family protein. Lineage: Eukaryota; Fungi; Ascomycota; Eurotiomycetes; Eurotiales; Aspergillaceae. The transcript has 3 exons. The record is from RefSeq and is a predicted model, not a curated record. The coding region runs from base 180 to 1166 and encodes 328 amino acids.
UCUUGACAUAUGCCUACAUACCUCGCUAUUUGAUUCCUGGUGCACUAUUCCGACCCUUGCAUAAAGCCCUUCUAUUCUCGACAUUGGUUAAAUGUGAUUAUUUAUGAUAGUCAGGAGAGUUGUGAAGCAAGGUGUCCCUAAGGUGCUCUAUACAUGUUAUCUCAAGAAUCGAUACUCUGAUGUCGCCAAAGGACAUACCCAUCAGCGCCUCAUCGGUGGUAUCUGAUAGGCAACCACAGACCUGCAGAUUAACUCCAUUAGAGGAUGCUAUUAAACUUACAGCUUCAGAAAAUGAAGAUAGCUGCUUCCUGGGUUAUCUACCUGAAGAUUGGUGUACCAACGGGGAUCUUGGCCUUCAAGCCUAUGGAGGGUUUUGCACUGCCCUGAUAGUCAGUGGUGGUGGGAAAUACUUUGGCUCAAAACAUCCGCGGUCAAACCAAGCUCACUGCGUCUCUCUCCAUAUUCAGUUCUUAAGGCCUCUCCCCUAUGGACCGUUCAAAAUUAGUUUUGAGGAUAUACGGAAAGGCUCCCGAUUCUCCGUUAUUGAAGCGAAACUAUGUCCAAGGGAUACUGCAGUUUCGAGUCCGUAUAUAUUAUCCAUCAUUACUCUCGGGAAUUUGCAUCGACGAACUGGACCAAGCAUCAGCUUGCAACCAAAGCCGAUACCAAACAGACUAAAGGAUUGUGUUCCAUGGAAGCAUGAUUACUUUGAUCCAAAUUUAAAUCCUCCCGGCGCUCGCUUCAAAUUCCUUGUUCCAAAAGGCGGGCCCACCCCCUUAUGGAGCCCUGCCCGGGGACAGAACGCUCGGGAUCAGUGGGCAAAGGUAGCUGGAGAGAAUGAGACCUUUAACAUGGAGUAUCUGGGAUUGCUCGCCGAUUCGGUUCCUGCCCUUCCUAUGAACUAUGAUCCUCAAGGUCUGAAAGCCACUGAAACGUGGGCCUUUCCUACGGUCAGUCUGUCCUUGGACAUUCGCGAAGACCCAACUGGAAAGGAGUGGGUACUUGUUCGUUCAAGGAUGCGGAGCCUACUUAAUGGCCGCUUUGAUAUGGAGAUGCAAAUGCUAGAUGAGAGCAAUAACCUGUUGGCAACGUGCCGGCAUAGCUGCAUCAUGUUGGCGAGAAGGAGCGGCCUAGAACGUACGGUCACCCCUAAAGCUACUUUAUAAAAACGCCUAUCGCGCGGAUCUACCCCGAACCGUCCUCGACCAUGUGCCCCAAGCUCACCUAAGCUCAACCCAGACCUUUUCACUUGGUGAAAGGAGUC